Molecule: messenger RNA, 3145 nt
Organism: Nanorana parkeri
Lineage: Eukaryota; Metazoa; Chordata; Amphibia; Anura; Dicroglossidae
Gene: LRIG1
Product: leucine rich repeats and immunoglobulin like domains 1
Exons: 17
Coding region: 96-3044 (982 amino acids)
Molecular function (GO): protein binding
Source: RefSeq, a predicted model, not a curated record
GACCAUGGAAGGAUCGCUAUAGGGACCUGCGACUCGUCAGCGGCGCUUAUUGUUCCAUUGGCAGCUCCGAUCUCUCCAGUGCGGAUUAUAAGAACAUGCAGCCCCGAGCAGGAAGGACUCCGCUCCUGACCCUCUGCCUGCUCUCUCACGUGUUGGCCGGAUUAUGUCUGGAUGGCAGAGCCCCGUGUCCGGGCAGCUGCACCUGUACCGGGGACACGGUGGACUGCAGCAACCUGGGGCUCUCCGAGCUGCCAGAUCACCUCCCCGCCUGGGCCACUCACCUAAACCUGAGCCACAACAAGCUGAAGGAGAUCGAUCCGGCCGCCUUUGUGGAGCUGCUGGGGCUACGGGAAGUGCAACUGGGGUACAAUGAACUGACCUCCAUCCCAUCUUUAGGAUCUGCUGCUUCCCAGAUUAUAAGUCUUUCUCUGCACCACAAUAAGAUCCGCAGUAUAGAAGCCAAAGAGCUGGUACCGUACACAGCGCUGGAGAUUUUGGACUUGAGUUCUAAUGAAAUCACUGAAAUUCGUAGAGGAUCCUUUCCUGCACAGCUUCGCAUUAAAGAGCUCAACCUGGGGAGCAACAAACUAAGCAGUCUCGAGGCUGGAGCAUUUGACAACCUGUCACGGUCUCUGCUUACCCUACGUCUGAGCAAAAACAGAAUCUCCCAGCUUCCUGUCAAAGCAUUCAAGCUGUUCUCACUAACCCAACUGGAGCUGAAUCGAAAUCGGAUUCGGCUAAUUGAGGGGCUCACGUUCCAGGGCUUGGACAACUUGGAGGUUUUAAAGUUGCAGCGGAACAACAUCAGUAAACUGACGGAUGGAGCCUUCUGGGGCCUGGCGAGGAUGCAGGUCUUACAUCUGGAAUAUAACAGCUUGACAGAAGUAAACAGCGGCUCUCUGUAUGGACUGCGGUCCCUGCAGCAGCUUUACCUCAGCAACAACUCCAUCUCCAAGAUCAGCUCAGGUGGAUGGAGCUUCUGCCAGAAACUUCAAGAGCUCGUCCUGUCUCACAAUAACCUCACACGAUUGGAUGAAGGGAGCCUGGCCGAUCUGGGUUCUCUGACCGUCCUGCGUCUCGGCCAUAACUCCAUCAAUCUCAUUGCUGAGGGUGCGUUUAAAGGGUUGCAGAAGCUGCGGAUAUUGGAACUGGACCAUAACGAGAUCUCGGGCACAAUAGAAGAUACCAAUGGGGCCUUUAUAGGCUUGGACAGUCUCAACAAGCUUUCUCUGUUUGGAAACAAGAUCAAGUCGGUGGCCAGAAACGCUUUCUCAGGCUUGGGGGCUCUGGAGCACCUUUUGUGUUUUUUAGAUGAUCUGCCUAAACCGCACAUCAUGCUGCAGCCAGAGAAGACUAUGGCGGUGCUGGGAAAAGAUAUCCGCUUCUCCUGUUCAGCCGCCAGCAGCAGCAGCUCGCCUAUGACGUUUGUGUGGAAGAAAGACAAUGAAAUCCUACACAAUGCAGAGACCGAGAACUUCGCCAACAUCAGGGAGAAGGAUGGAGAUGUGAUGGUCUACACCACCAUUUUGCAUUUGCGUAAUGUCACCUUUGAGAAUGAGGGGCAUUAUCAAUGCAUCAUCACCAACCACUUUGGUUCCACAUACUCUAAUAAAGCCGGACUGAUUGUGAAUGUUCUGCCGUCAUUUAUCAAAACCCCAAGAGACAACACCAUACGGACAGGUACGACUGCCAGGUUGGAAUGCGCAGCAGACGGCCACCCCACCCCGGAGAUCGCCUGGCAGAAAGACGGCGGCACGGAUUUCCCUGCCGCUCGGGAGCGUCGCAUGCAUGUCAUGCCCGAAGAUGACGUCUUCUUCAUUACAGAUGUCAAAAUCGAGGAUAUGGGCGUGUACAGCUGUACGGCACAAAAUUCCGCUGGAUCAGUUUCUGCGAAUGCAACCCUGAGUAUACUCGAAAUGCCAUUUCUGGCUUAUCCGCUAGAAGACCGCACAGUUUCUGCAGGGGCCACAUUGGCGUUACAAUGCAAAGCCAACGGCAGCCCCCCACCGCGCAUCACGUGGCUGAAAGGAGACGAGCCCAUUGUUGUAACAGAAAGGCACCACUUCACACCGGGUAACCAGCUGCUCAUCAUACGCAAUGUGGUACAGGAGGACGCUGGAAAAUAUACCUGCGAGAUGUCCAACACGCUCGGGACAGAACGCGCUUACAGCCAUGUCAGUAUCUUCCCUACUUCGGUCUGCCUGUUGGAGUCGAGUAAAAUGGAGGGGACCAUGACGUUCGGGAUUAUCACCAUCGCUGUGGUGUGUAGCAUCGUUUUAACGUCUCUCGUGUGGGUCUGCAUCAUCUACCAAACCCGAAAGAAGAGCGAGGAAUACAGUGUCACCAAUACAGAUGAAACCAUUGUUCCUCCAGAUGUGCCAAGUUAUCUGUCCUCUCAAGGUAUCUGUUCCAGCGACGGCACAGUGAAUACUGACGUGGAGGCCGGUAAUAUCGGCCACAGACAACCCCGGCCCUGUGUAGGAUGCAACUCCGAAGAACCUUGUAAAAGAGCCAGUGGAUUGUUUGGCACAGAAAGCCCAGGCUAUGGAUACCAGGUCGUGUGUACGGACUGCCUGGAAGGUCGUGCUUUGUACAGCAGGGACCCCAACUAUUGUCCACAGACAUUACCACCUCUGGACUGCUCAUAUGAAAGACCGAGGAGCGGCCAUGACGGCUACAGAAAUGGCAUCGACCAUUCUAGAACGCCAAACUAUCAUCAGAACCUGGGGACUGUAAGCUACAACAAGAUGGAUGCCUGUGAAAUUUUGUACCCCAGCAACCAUGAGAGGAUUCCUUUCUUAAGCGAACAGCAGACGCAUGUGUUGGUGUCUGAUACACAAGGUUCGCACCUGGAGCCAUUAUUCAGGUCACCCUCUUCAGAGCCCUACCACCAGCCUCCAAUACAGGACUGUUUUCUACAGCAAAAGUCACACUUAGCGGACCCUCCCCACCACGAAGGGGCAUCCAAAGUGACGCCGCUCUCUAAUGGACACGCAGUGACUGCCCAGCACAAUCCGCACAGCGGAUCAGACGAUUCGAUAUGACUGCUGUGUGCAAAGGAGCAAAUAAAAGGACUUCACAUUUUGCACUGAACCAGUAAAGAUCCGUCUACCUCAAACCCCUUAACUUGCUAAUGGAGGGGUAA